Panonychus citri (citrus red mite) is the source of this 2297-nucleotide messenger RNA. RefSeq lists its product as uncharacterized. The coding region runs from base 214 to 2169 and encodes 651 amino acids. The transcript has 6 exons. The record is from RefSeq and is a predicted model, not a curated record. NCBI's taxonomy places the organism in Eukaryota, Metazoa, Arthropoda, Arachnida, Trombidiformes, Tetranychidae.
GUUUUUUCAUCCGAAUUUUCAUCUUAAGCUGAUUAAUUUAAUUCCCUUAAUUUAAUUGACCACAAAGGAAAAGAAUUAAAAAGAAACUAAUAUCCCGCCAGAAGAAAAGAAAAGCUUCUUUUCAGAGAAAAAGAGAAAAGUGAAAUUUUUGUUUUCUUUUUGUUUCAAGUUUUCUAUUUUUCUUUUUUGGUGAUUUUUUUAUUAAUUCUAAUCAUGGAUUCUGAUAUUGAUCGAUUUCUAAGUGAUAACCAAUUCUUUCAGGACAGAAUAUCACCAACUAGUUCAUCUAAGAUCUUCGCUGUUCAGGUCAAUUUUGAUUUCGGACAAGGUCACAUUUACCAAACAUUGAACAAUCAACUAAUUGUUGAGCCUAUUAAGGCAUUGAAAACAAUACAAUUUAAACUAUGUAAUGGAUUAAGAAACCUUAAAAAAAUAUCACUCGACUCUUUUUCCCUUCUAAUCUUUGUGCCAGUAGAUUUACCCAACAUUGAAAGUGCUGUAAUUGAUAGUAAUAGAGAUUUAUAUUUGAAAUCUGGUCCUAAGAUUAACCGGUUAACCAAGAUGAAAGAUUUUCAAAUAAUCUCAAUGUCAGACAUCAAUAGCUUCAAAUUGGCUUCUCUAUAUCGUUGUAAAUGUUUAAAGUCAAGAUUUUACAAUUACCUAAUUGAUGGCCCACCAAGGAAAGUGGUCAAAUGUGAUUGUCAUAAUACAAUGGAAGAGACAAUUAAGGAGAGAGUUGUUGUUCAGAGAAAAUCAGUUCUCCUGAGAAAAACCGAUAAUUAUAACCCAAGAUUGUCACCAAUAUUGAUUCACUUUAUGUCAACAGGUGAUGAGAAUUAUGAAAAACUAAGACUAGGAACUCAUUUAUCACAAAUCGUUGGUCUCUCAUGUUCCUAUGAAGAUAAACCUGGUUCUUGGGUUAGAGGUUUAGAAGUGCUUAAUUACCAGAUGAGCUUAGAUAUUCAAUCUGCUAGUCAUGAUCUUAAUUGUUUUCUAAUCCCAGAAAAUAUAGAAACAAUUGUUGAAUCUUUCAGAGAAAUCUCUCCAUUUUCUUUGGCCUUAAAACUUUGUGAUCUAUUCGCUGGUGAAUUAGUCGGCGAAGGAAAUUUUCGCCUAAAAAUGGGACCUUUAAUCGCGAUUUUAAAUCAACAUGGAACCGAAUGCCAAGAGAAGUCAUUUCUAGCGGUUGGAAGCGACGCUGGUACAAUUCGCAAUCUCUUACAAUACUCAGCUAAAUUUGUCCAAAGAGUAGCAUCUUAUUCAUCAACCAUUCCAAUAUCCGCUAUACCAAGAAAACGAGACACAUGGAUCGAUUCGGGUUUCCUACAAUUGGUAUCCGAUGGAGUUGGAAUCAUUAGUCUUGACAAGGUUUCAGUUCGAGAUGAGAGUCAACUGAUCAGCGUGUUAACCCAAAAUCUUGUGAAAAUCAAAAUUACCGAUGAAAAAUUUGACUCUGUAAGAGACAUGGAAACUAACAUAGCAAUUUGGGCCUAUGAGACUGAAGAUAAUAUUGAGAGACGAGUAAAAACCAAAUCAUCAUCCCUUAUAACGACAUUUGCUCUAGUCUAUGAAUCAGAAUCUAAUACAUUUGCACCGAAAAGUUCUGAAAUCACUCAAGAAGAUUGGAAAAUCUUUUUCAAUUCACUAUCAUCAUACAAACCCAAGUUAUCAACUGAAGCAGAGGAAUUUCUACAAAAUUACUUCCUCGCUGUUAGACAGGAUAGAGAAUGGAGAGCAGACAUGCAAUCAUUUCCUCUUCUUUUAUCGGUUGCAACCGUUUUUGCGAAACUUUCAUGUAGAAAUCAUGUACUUACAUGUGAUGCGGUUCUUGCAAUCAUCAUUUUUGAGAAAAGUCUUAACACCAAAUUUGGCAGCGGUGGAUUGAGUCUCUCCAAUCUAACUAAAGACAAAAAUAGACUUAUUGGUCCAGGGGUAAGUGAAAUUGAACAAAAUCAAUCAACUAUUUUUGGUCAAACUAAUUUGGCUUCGCAAUUAAAUCACUUUUUUUUCAGGCUGCUGAAAUCUUGGAACGAUGUAGGAAAAAUAUUGUCGAUUACAUUGAAAACUGUGGUGUUGGUAUCGUUAACAAUGUUUCGGAAGAGUAAUCAUUUGAUGAGAGCGAAAACAAAGUCAAUCAAUCGUAAAGAAGGAGGAAAUGUUUAUAUUUAAAUUAAAUUGUCAAUCAAUUUAUUUUGGACAAUAUCAAGUGAUCAUAUCAAUUUUGAUUAUCAAUUUACAUUUUCCAUUAACCAAAAUCAUUUUUCUCUACUAAUCAAUUUUUUUCUUCAAUCUUCUUU